Molecule: messenger RNA, 306 nt
Organism: Prorocentrum cordatum
Lineage: Eukaryota; Dinophyceae; Prorocentrales; Prorocentraceae
Source: the annotation of a GenBank genome assembly
AUGUUCCCAGCUUGCCUGGUGUCCCGCGUGGCGAGCCAGGCCAAGAAGCUGGGCGUCAGGCCUGGCUGGAAGAUCCACGAGAUCGACGGCCACUCCGUCAGCAGCGACGAGGACAUCUUCCUGCGGCUGCAGGAGGCCAAAUGGCAGUGGCGGAGCUGCUUCGUCUGGUUCGUAACAGACAUGGCCGCGAUCCGGGCUGAGCAGGCGCGGCAGAGGCAGGCCUCGAUCCAGGCCGAGAUGGAGAGGCUGGCCAAGCUGCCGUUCGAGGGCGCCCACGACAAGGGCCACCAGAUCCAGUUGCGCGAG